Messenger RNA from Paramecium primaurelia, 3060 nucleotides. The record is from the annotation of a GenBank genome assembly. Lineage: Eukaryota; Ciliophora; Oligohymenophorea; Peniculida; Parameciidae.
AUGUUAAUUUAAGCUAUAGAUAAGCGCAAAACAUUAUAUGAAAAAUAUAAAGAAAUUCAACAACCUAUUGAUUAAAAGGUUAUUUAAAUUUAUUCUGCAUUUAAUUAUUUAUUUUUUUAAUACUAUAAUAAAGUAUAAAUAGUUUGGUUUGGAGAUUAAACAUUUGAAAUCAUUUGUUUUCCUUAAAGUAUAGUUUUUAUUGAUUAGUAUAACUUAUUCUAUAUAAUUGAUAAGUAGAAUUAGUUGAUUAGUUUUUAUAAAAUUAAUAAAUUAUUUAAUUAUUUAUAACCUACUAAAAGAUAUGUAUAUGAAAUACCAAAAUCAUAUUAAAGAAGUUAUACAUUUUAAUGUUAUGAAAUUCUUUAUGAGGAUAUUAAAACAAAAUCUAAUAUUAUAAAUUAUGAGUUCAAGAAUGAAUGUCAGUCAAAAGAGGAAAUCAUUGUUAAAAAAGAUAACUACAAUUUUCCUAAUUAUUAGGAAUUUUUAAAUCUUGGAGAAUACUAAAACACAAUUAAGUAUAUUAUAUAGAAUGUAUAUUUGAAAGAAUUUUGUCCUGUUAUUGAAUAAUAUUUAGAAGAAAAUGAAUUAUUGUAUUAUCAACCAACAAACUUAGAAAAUUAUGCUAUUCUUAAUUCAAAUGAUACACUCUAAGUUUUAUUUUGCAAUAAUCAAAGCUCAUUAGAAAAAGAUGUUAGAAACUACCAAGUAAUUCAAUUUUAAAAUGGAAUCCUUUUGAUUAAGAAAAAACUAUAAAAUACUAAAGUUAUAUAUUAUUCAAUUGGUCUAAAUUAACAACAUUAAAUUUAAAUAAAUUCUUAAAUUUAAGAAAUACUUUAAUUUAAAUAGUAUGUAAUAUUAUAGACUGAAAAUUAAGAAGAUUAUCUUUUUUUGGAUAUUUUAAAUGCUAGAAAAUGCGAGAUUUCUAAUAAAUUGAAAAAUAUGUUAAAUAUAUUAAAUAAAGAUUAAAUUUAAAGUAAAAUGAUUAGAUUUUAUUUUGAUUAGUUUCCUUUAUUUUAAAUUUAUUAAAUCAAUAAAUAAUUGGUUAUAGAAAAAGCAGAUUUAAUUUAUACAUAUAAAAUGAAUGACUUAAGUGUCAUUUACACUGGUGAAUCUAUGAAAUUAUCACAUAAUGAAAUACUUUUAUAUAAAUAUUGUGUAAUAGCUAUACACAAUAAAUAUAAUAUUAUCAAAUAAUUUAUAUUAGAUGAUUCUCUAAAACUAUUUGAAAAUUAUUAAAUAGAGGAUUAUGAUUUAAUUAGACCUAUAGUAUUUUAAAACUCAUAGGAAUUUUUAGUAAUUGCAUUGAUUCAAUAAGAUUAAAAUUAUUUGUUUAUAUUUUAAAUUUAUUAACCUCUUAAAUUAAUAAAGAUUUUAAAAAUAGGUAAAUUAAAAUUUCAUUUAAUUAAUAAUCUACUAUAUUAUUAUAAUAAAGACUAGGAAAUCCAGAUUUUUAAUGUCAAAUACAUUACAAUUUCAUAUAUGAAUCUUGCUGAAAAUUAGAAAUAAAUAGUUUUAAAUGAAAAAAUACCAAUAUUAUUUAAACAUUAAAUAGAGGAAAACCCACAAGAUCAAUUAUAUUUGGAAAUAAAAGUUAAUAAUUAUUGUAGAAAGUUGAAUUCAUAACAAAAUGAACAAAUAAUUUAUGUUGAAGAAAAAGAGAUGAUAAGGAUUGAAAAUAUAGAUAUGUUCUAUGGUCCUAUUGAUUAGUUAUCAUUAAUAAAUAAUCCUAAAUUAUAAUUGGUAGGGCCAUUUUUAUAAUAGUAAGAAAUUGAAGAAUGUCUAAUAUAACAAGAAGUUUGUUAUACAAAUAUGGUAUUUGAAUAAACUGUGAAUGAUGAAUAAUAAACAUUAUUCUAUAGUUUAAGGUAUUAUAAUAAAUAUAAAAUUCUCCCAUUUUAUUCUAUUAAAAAUUUAAAAGAAAAUGAAAUCAUCACCAAAGAUGUUUUCAUUUUUCGAAAUAAUUUAGUAUUAUACUUCUCUGAAAUAAAAAAAUUAGUAUUUGCUGAUGUUUUAUAUUUUAAUAGGACUUUAUUGAAUUAAUAAUAUGAUAAAUUAGAAUUAUAGGGAUUUAAAAAAGAUGACUUUAAGUAAGCUUAAUUUUAUCAAUCAAAUAAUUUGAUAUUAAUAAAAACAAAUUAAUCAGAAAAAUUACUAAAAGUAACUCAAAAUCAGAUUGCUGAAAUUGAAAUAAAUUUUAGUUUAGCUAAUAUUCUAUUUAUUGAGAAAUCUGAUAAUCAAUAUAUAGAAAUGAAAAUCAUAAAUAAACUAGAUGAAUGUUAUUUCUUAUUCAAUAUUUUUUAGUUAAAGAAUACUGAUUUACUUAUAAAAAAUUCUAUUAAAAUUGAAUAAGAUAAAAUAGAAAGUAUUCUUUUUACACAAAUUGAUAUCGAAAUAUAUUAAUUACAAGAAUAUUUUAAAAAUUAAUUACUUGAAUCAUAUCUAAUUGAAAAUGAAAUUGAAUUAAAGGUCUUACAAAUAGGAUUGAGUUUUUCAGUAAUAAGCAAAAUUACAAUAAAUUUAAAUAAAUAGAAUAAUAUUUAUGAUACUAUAUAUGAUAUUUAAAAGAUAAUUAGGCAUCCAAAAUCAUAUGAAAUGCUAAAUUUUGAAUAUUAUGAUAAUAAUAUUCUAAUUUUAUCUAAUUCAAAUAAUAAAUAAUCAUUUUUAUAUGAUUUAAGAUAGAUUAAACAAUUUUAUGAUUAUAUUUAAAAAAUAGAUGAUAAUUUGUUAAAACUAUAUCCUUUAAAUACUACACAUUACUUAUUUUAUUUUAAAGAGAUCAAUCAAUUUAUAAUAGGAGAAAUAGGAUUUGAAAUCUAGAGAUUAGAAGACCUGGAUGAUGUUGAAACUUGUAUUAUAAAGGCUUCAAAUUAGGUAUCACAAUCUUAAUUCACAUUAAUAAUAAAAAGAGUUAUGUUUUUAUCAAAAGAAGCUAAGAUAAUGACAACAUCUGCAAUAUUAUUAGGAUCAUUCUAUUUAUUAAGAAGAAAUAAAUUAAAACAAUAAGAAAUCUAGAAUCAGAUAUCUAUAAAUUCAUAAAUAAUUCAAAUAAAUAAUGAUUGA